CCCUUGUUGUGAUCUAUCAUGCCACCAAUGGUUCCAGCACUCCCCAGAAGCGAUUCCAAGGCCAGACUCUUGCAUCAUCUCGGCCUCGACAUGAGAGAUAUGAUGCAUCGGCGGCUGUACAAUCUCAUGAAGCUCGAGGCUAGCGAAGGCCGGAAAAGAAUCAUCGCUAUUUUGGACGCUCGAGCGCAACGAGGCUCAAGCCAAGAAGGCAAUCAAACGUCCUACAGCACCUCGCAGAUCGAAGAGGCGCUCAUGGAUGCUGAGGCUCAGAGGAUAUACGCAACUGCACAACCAGCAACGAGAUCUCUAUACGACCUUGCAAUCGACCCAGCGCUCCCCGACCGACCCAACUGGAUCAUACGUUGGAUGCUAUGGCAUGUCUUCCGGUAUCGCGAUGGUCGUCAGCAGUCGGGGAAUCAACGUGGCUCUGCUCGCGACGCGGCGUUGAACCACGAGCUCAGCAUGAUCACCACUAGCAACAUUACGGAAGCAGCAGCAACACCGACGACAACGACGACGAUGAUGGCAACAACAACAGCAACAAUACGAUCCGUAUCUUCUGUGCCAGCAUCAGCCAUCCUCCCCAGUGGAAAGAAGCAGUUCUUCGAUCCCGUACGGGAGAAGUACCGCACCUGAUCGUUCAACGAUCGAUCGAUUGCCCGACGUGGUUGCUACAGGUAGCUGCUAUCUAUCAAUCCGUGCAUUCAUUCGAAGCAGCAAACAUUCGCAGCUUCAGAAUCCGAUCGAUAAUUGCCGUUCCGCACCCGUACCAUGUCGACACAUAUUCGAUAGCAUCGAUCGAUCAGGAAUUACUGUACUUUUCUCCAUAUCCAGCAAGCGAACAUCCUCCCUCUCUCCCUCUCAGCACCGGGGGGCGGGGCAGGGGCGGAGCGGGACUCAGACGCAGGAAAGAGAAAAAAGUCUCCGGACAAACUUCCCCGGGCCAAUAGCACACGUGGGUCGAGGUUCCAGGCGUAUCGAACGAACCCGAAGCAUUAUCGUUCCAGCAAUUCUAGUAGAAGGCUUGCCUUUGUCUUGGUGGUUUUUUCCCCCCCAGAGUGACGAUCACUCUCGCUAAAAGACCAAACAACCAUUAUACUGGAAUGAGGGAGGAGGAAAAGAGUUUCUCGCUUCGGUGCCGAUGAUGGAAUGAUGGACUUAAAUGAAUGAGCUACCUAGCUGAUACACGCACGUACAUGUAUCCACCCCCGGGGGGAGCUCAAGCGCCGAUGCCUCACAGGAGGCCCAUCACAACGAGAUAACAACAGACAGGUUACUGUACAUGUAACUGGCCUGUCCAGGCAAUGAAGAAACGCAGGUGAUGACGCGCAAAACCUAGACUGCACAGGUGCAAUGCCUUGAGUCAGGUAAAUGGUACAAUAUUACUGGUCCGUCCGGUUACAGGUUUGGGAAAAACCCGCCCCUUUUUUGUAGGGGGUGGGAGAGCGGACCAAAGUCAU
Sphaerulina musiva SO2202 is the source of this 1460-nucleotide messenger RNA. RefSeq lists its product as uncharacterized. The record is from RefSeq and is a predicted model, not a curated record. The transcript has 5 exons. NCBI's taxonomy places the organism in Eukaryota, Fungi, Ascomycota, Dothideomycetes, Mycosphaerellales, Mycosphaerellaceae. Bases 19 to 636 code for a protein of 205 amino acids.